Brienomyrus brachyistius is the source of this 3277-nucleotide messenger RNA. RefSeq names its product cyclin-dependent kinase inhibitor 1D (gene cdkn1d). The record is from RefSeq and is a predicted model, not a curated record. Gene Ontology annotation, cellular component: nucleus. Gene Ontology annotation, biological process: signal transduction by p53 class mediator; regulation of mitotic cell cycle. The coding region runs from base 221 to 718 and encodes 165 amino acids. Gene Ontology annotation, molecular function: cyclin-dependent protein serine/threonine kinase inhibitor activity. NCBI's taxonomy places the organism in Eukaryota, Metazoa, Chordata, Actinopteri, Osteoglossiformes, Mormyridae. The transcript has 3 exons.
GACGUCCCCUUACUUCCAAGAUCCAUAACAAACAAGGCUAGUAUAAGACUUUCAGAUCGCCCAGGGACAGCAUCUUUAAGUGUUUCUUGCAUCCUCUUUUGGUGCCUGUCAAGGAUCUUGAUCUGUUUCUUGGCGUGGCUAAACAGUCUGCAGUGCUGCACGCACAGUAAUUUAAAUCGUGGUCGACUAUCUCCUGGGUUUACUCCGUGUCGAAAGGAACAUGGCACUGACCUCGUCCGACCCCGAGGCCGCGCCCUUCCACGUGGAGGACGCCAAGCCACGCACGGCGCGCCGGAACCUCUUCGGGCCCGUGGACCAUCAGCAGCUGCAGCAGGACUUCCAGCAGCUGCUGUGCAUGAGCGUGGAGGAGGCUACGCGACGGUGGAACUUCGACUUCCAGCGCGAGCGGCCCAUGCAGGGCGCCACCGAGUGGGAAGAGCUGCGUUGCUGGGACGUUCCCAAGUUUUACCGCAGCUGCGUGGUGAAGGGUGGCUGUGUAGGGUCCAGGCCGGAGCUCUUUGGGGAGGAACGGGGUCCCAGCAGCCCACCCGCGGGAGGCUACCUGGAGAUAAAGGCCAGGGAGACGUACCGGAACCGCAAGCCGGAGAAACGGUCACCUGCCCCGGAUGCACUCAACCAGAAGCAGGCCACCAUUACAGACUUCUUCACCGUGAAGAAGAGGCGACUCCUCCACCCGAAAGCCUCCACCCACCAGUAGAGGGCACCUUGCAGAGACAGAGGGAAUCAUGGAGCCAUGGUCACGGCAGUCUUUGUACAUAGGCCUGUGUAUAUACUUCCUGUGUAUAUACUUCCUGUAUAUGUAUCAAAUCUAACUGACAGUGCGAGUCCAUAUACUGUAAUAUAGGCUUCAAAAUGGCACAGAAACCCAUUUAACAACAACAAAGAAAAAAAAAAUCUAUGUGGAACCUUUCAGGGGGUCUUUCCUGCACAGCGAGACCUCAGAAUGUUUUAUUUUUUUGCAAUAUUUCCCCCACAUAUACUGUGAAAAAAAAGCACCUUGAUUUUUCAGAAAACAGUACAGUUUUAAAACGAUUAAAGGAUACAUGUCCUUUUUGCAUUCCCGAGAUUUAAACCUGGGCACAGCACCGAAUUAAGAACUCCAUUACCCAGGCUGCAUCUAGGUCAUCUGCUCAUUCUGACAGGUGCCUAAUAUGUCUGAAGUUUCACGCUGAGUUUAUAACUCCUGCACACAAUUACCAGUCGACUGCAAAGUCAGAACCUUUACCCAAGUCUGAGACUAGACUGCAUGACUGCAAAUUUACGGCGAAUUCCAGCCGCAGUUCAGACAGUCCAGGCGCCGGUGCCCUUGCAAUGCGGCCUGGGAGAUCCCACUCACAAAGUUGUAUAUAUAGUGUAUAUAAGAGGUAUUUUAGAUAUCCUCAUUGAUAGCUGAGCCAUUCCUCUUGACACAUACUGAAUAUGUCGUGACUCCAUAAUUCCUGAGUUGCGCCAGGUGUGUCAGUGUUUAGUGUUGGGCCAUGUAGCUACAGAGGCCACUGGGCACUUUUCAGUCCCUCUACUACAUGCAUUUCACAGUGGAGGUGGCAGACACCGAGCUCCAAGCCACCAGACUAGAAAUGAAGAAGUUUAGCCAAACUGGUGUUUCUAAGAUCACAAACUGUACGAUUAUACCCUCCCCCUUUAAAAAAAAAAAAAAAAAAAAUCCUUCCUGGUCAAGUUCAGGUAUCCAAAUCCUGCCAUUGUUUUUGUUUGAAUACUGACCAAGGAGUAUAAAGUGUUUCGUAGGUAUUGUACAACAGAAACUGGUAUGUAGCAUGUGGCAUGUAGCUUGUAUGCAGCUUUCAUAGUAAGAUAAUGUGUAGCUUUAAAUAAAAGUAUUCAUUUUACGUAGCAGCAUCAUAUUGUAGGUUUUGAACAUUACAACAGGUGAAUGUAGUAUGGAUAUCGUCAGAAAUCGUUACUUUGUUUCCGUUAAAGAAAGGUAUGAAAUAUGAACAUUACUAACAGGUUUUUUUUACUGGCUAAUACAGGGGAGUCUCAGUCACAUCAUAUACAGCUGUACACAAAUUUGACUCGACAUUUUGGGUGCAAGUUUUUUUUAAUCGAUCUAAAACAGGUGACCAAACAAGCUUUGGCCUUGUAGACUAACCUAACCAGAAUCACUUGAACAUAGUCUCUGGUCUCAGAUUGUCGGCUAGACACUACGGCACGGAUGGCAAAAGCUUUCGGAGAAGUUGGUCAAUUUCGAAAUGCGAUUGUGCGAAAGUCUUAAAAUGUCCAGUGCGAUACCAUUGUGAGUGCCGGUGUCCUUUUGUAUCAGAAGGUUUAACAUUAGAAAAGUAAAGGCCAGAGCAAGAAUGUCUAAUCGCAGCCAUAAUCUGGACGGCCUACCUCACCUCACUAGGGUAAUCAUGCUUUGAUGUCCGUCGUGCCUCUGCUGGACGGUGUCCAGAGGGACAGGGCUGGACACUUUGCCGUUUCUGUGCUGUUCCGGCAGUCCAGUUACUAAGGAGUCCAGCAGUGUCAGAGCCCGAGUCUGACACACCGGGAGCCAGACUGAGGAGAACUUAGAGAAAUGUUUCUCUUUUUUUCCCUUGACAAGUGGCAUUCAGAAAAUCCUCCGUUUAGCAACAGCUUCCAAAUUAUUUAAAAGAAAAAAAAAAAACACAAAAAAGUCAGUUCCAAAAUGCAGUAUUUCACUGCAAGUUUACAUAUUUCACCUCAAAGUAAAAAAAAAAAAAAAAUUAAAAAAAUGGAUGUGCUGAAGUUGCUUUUCAGUUCAUUUUUUUAUUCUAAUGUGUAUUUGUAUUUUGAGCCUGUCUGUGUUUAAAUCAGCUAUAUCUUAACUUAUUUGGAUUUUGUGUACUUCCAUGUGUAGGGAAGUAUUUGUAAACGAUUUUGGAAAUUACUGAAUGAUGUAUUACUGUACCAUCUUUGCACUACUUGUAUGCGAUGUUAACGAGUUCCUGCCUUAUGGUUUUGGGAGUUUCUGAUGGUUGAAGUUUGGGUCUUGGGUCUCUCCUAAUUAGUAAGCAGAGACAUUACAGGGGCAAGAGCAGGAAGACUUGCUCGUACCACUACCUUUGUGGGGACGGUUGGGUAAAGCCAGGAGGGGCUACUGUUCAGACAAAAACUAUUUGUUGUGCAUGUUCUUUCCUUCCAGAAAAUUCCGGGUGGUAGCAGCAAUUCUACUAGCUCUCUUUAUUUUGUACUUGUUUAUUUCCAUUUUAUAAAAGCCUGUAUUAUAGACCUCUACAAUAUAUUUUCUGCUAACAAAAUAAAUGAAUAACACUUC